AUGGAGGACUGCCUUCACACCUCCUCCGAAAACCUCUCCAAGCUGGUGAGCUGGGCCCACAGCCACGGGACCAUCUGCAGCCUCAUCCCCAGCCUCAAGCACCUGCUCUCCGAGGGGGCCCACGGCAACCGGACAGCCAUGUGGGGCUGUAGUGCAGGCCAUGCCUACCACUGGCCCUUGGCCGCCACUUGCCGGGCCGGCUCGCAAGAGCGUGUCUGCUUCCAGGACAGCCGCAGCUUCAACUCGGACAGCCCCAGCAUGCUGGGGGUGCCCUCAGAGGUGCAGGCCAGCCCCCUGGAACGCUACCCAGUCCGGCCAGGGAAGGCCAAGCUGGAUUGCACCCGCACCCGUGACUCCUGCGACUUCUCCUACUGCAGCGAGCCGUCAGAGCUGGGCGAGCCCGUGGAGGAGUACGAGGAUGAAGCCACCCUCUUUGACAUGGUCUGUGAGUCCUCUGUCACUGACGAGGACAGCGACUUUGAGCCACAUCCCCACCGUGCCCCCCCUCCCAUCGGCCCACGCAAGCGUCUGGCUGCCAGCCUGUCCACCGCUGCCCAGGCCCAGCCCGCUGAUGAGGGUGGCGGUGAGGUGCUCCUCAAGAAGAUCAAGCAGGAGCUCCCUGAGGACUACUAUAUUGUGGCCAAUGCUGAGCUGACAGCUGGUGCCGAUGGGCCAGCACUGGCCCUGACGCAGAUGUCGAAGCCCAAGCUGCAGGCCCAGGCCGGGCCCUCCUGCCUGGGCCCUGCCAGAGCCCUGCCCCAGCCUGCUGUCGGCCCUGACCCUGAUCCACAGCACCUUUCCACCUCACCUGGUCCACCCCGGCUGGCCACACAGAGACCAUCCCGGGGCAUCCUGGCCUCCCCGGCAUGGGGGGCCAUCCCCCUCUCAGCCCUGCAGCUGCCUGGGCAGGAGGAGCCGCCGGCUGCUGAUGAGACCCUCCUGCCUGCCCUGCAGCUGGCCUCGGGUGCUGAGGCAGCCAGCUCACCCUCAGUGAGUGCCGAGCCCGAGGGCAGCUCCAGCCAGCAGCAGCCCCAUGCUGCCCCCGCCGCCACCCCCGAGGCAGCGGCGCCAUCCAUGCCAG
This is a messenger RNA of Pterocles gutturalis (yellow-throated sandgrouse), 1081 nucleotides long. RefSeq lists its product as uncharacterized. Lineage: Eukaryota; Metazoa; Chordata; Aves; Pterocliformes; Pteroclidae. The transcript is spliced from 2 exons. The record is from RefSeq and is a predicted model, not a curated record. The annotation marks the transcript as partial.